Emys orbicularis (European pond turtle) is the source of this 852-nucleotide messenger RNA. RefSeq names its product perilipin-2-like. Gene Ontology annotation, biological process: positive regulation of triglyceride storage; lipid storage. The coding region runs from base 1 to 852 and encodes 283 amino acids. Gene Ontology annotation, cellular component: cytosol; lipid droplet. The transcript is spliced from 6 exons. NCBI's taxonomy places the organism in Eukaryota, Metazoa, Chordata, Testudines, Emydidae. The record is from RefSeq and is a predicted model, not a curated record.
AUGCGCACGAUACAGCAGCACAGCUAUGGAGCUGCCGGUGCUGCCUACGUUGACAAGGUUUUUCCAUCGGUGCAGGGCAACACCUUGGCGCGCAUAGCCAGUAUCCCUCUGUUCAACUCGGCUUAUCAGAUCGCUGUGUUCACCUACGCGGACAUAAAAGGUGUCCACCCCGUGGUGGGUUUCUUCUGCGGCGUGGCAGAGCGCAGCGUGAGCACCGUGGUGGGGGUGGCCAUGAUGGCAGCCACUCCGGUCAUGCAGAGGCUGGAGGUGCCAAUAGCUGCGGUUAAUAGCUACACACUGAGAGGUGUGGACGAGCUGGAGGCGAGAUUCCCCAUUCUGGAUCAGUCAGCAGACGAGGUCCUCGGGAAUUUGCGAGACAGCCUGGCUGCGAGCAUGGAGCAGCUGCAGGCCAGCACCGCCGAGCGAGUGGGCCGGCUGACGGAGAGGGCCAGCGGGGUGGUGGAGGACGUGGUGGGCAUUGCGGCCUUGGGGGUGAACAUCGUCCUGAAUGCCAGCGUCGUCCGCCAAGCGCUGGAGCCCGGCGUGAACGCAGCUCUGAGCCGUGUGGAGCAGAUCGCGAACCACUAUCUCCCUGCCACAGAGGAAGAAACCAGAAGGCAUGUGCCAAGCCUCAGAGGCGUGAAGCAGAGCCCGGAAAGCGAGCAGACCUAUGCCAGGCAGCUGCAGCUUGUGAUUGCUACCUCUGCCCGGCGAGCGAACCGGAGAGCGUGGUCGUAUGCAGAAGGACUAUGGCGUUGGGUGCUCCGGGCCCUGAACCAGCUGCUGGAGUUUGCUGUCGAGGUUUCUGGCCUUGCCAUCGGCGAGAUGCAGGGCGUGGAGAUGAGGAACUGA